AUGGACUCUUCUCGUCCGCUGUGGCGCGCUGUCUGGAGGGCGCCGGUGGCCCAACGCGUGCGUCAUUUUUUAUGGUUGGCAAGUCGGGAACGCUUGUUUACAAAUGUGGAGAGGACCCGUCGACAUAUGGCGGAGGACAGCGCCUGUAACUUCUGUGGUCAGCCGGAAUCGGCGAUACACGUGCUUCGGGAUUGUGAUAAGGCGCGCCGCAUAUGGCUUGCGUUGGUCCCGACUUCGGACAGGCGGGAGUUUUUUUUGCCGGACGUUCGGGCUUGGAUAUGGUCGAACUUGGUGGAGUAUUCUCCAGUUGGAUUGGAUAAUUUGGCAACUGUGUUUUCCAUCACCUGUUGGCGUCUUUGGGCUUGGCGGAACAAGGUUAUUUUUGCGAACACGGUAGUCCCGAUGGAGGCGCAGCUUACGGAUAUUAGGUGUCGGGUGGAUCGACAUGUCACGUGUUCUUUUUACAUUGGUCAUUAUGGGAUGUUAGCUCAACUGUAUAAGUUGAUCAACGUCGCCUUCAUUCUGUAA
Messenger RNA from Striga hermonthica, 528 nucleotides. The record is from the annotation of a GenBank genome assembly. NCBI's taxonomy places the organism in Eukaryota, Viridiplantae, Streptophyta, Magnoliopsida, Lamiales, Orobanchaceae.